Molecule: messenger RNA, 5160 nt
Organism: Colletes gigas
Lineage: Eukaryota; Metazoa; Arthropoda; Insecta; Hymenoptera; Colletidae
Gene: knockout
Product: storkhead-box protein 2
Exons: 8
Coding region: 958-3858 (966 amino acids)
Biological process (GO): positive regulation of transcription by RNA polymerase II
Cellular component (GO): cytoplasm; nucleus
Molecular function (GO): DNA-binding transcription activator activity, RNA polymerase II-specific; RNA polymerase II transcription regulatory region sequence-specific DNA binding
Source: RefSeq, a predicted model, not a curated record
GCCAGUGACAGAGCCAGUUUCUCGCGUAGCAUCGCCCGGCGUCGAGGCGCCCCUUCAGUAUGAAGCCGACGACCGUGCCAGCCGCAGCCGCUGCACCUGUCGUCCCGUCUAUCGCGACAGCCACGCUCGACCCGGUCGUACGCUCCUGAUCGUGGAUCCUGCCAUCGAUACGACGAUACCCCAUAACGGAUACCCAUAUUCUCAGCUCCGAUUUCCCGUCGUCGAGAAAGAUCCGAGCGUGCCGGAGACACGCCGCGCGUCGCGUCCUACGCAGCUUCUGGAUAAAGAGGGAUCAUCCUGGAUCAUCGGCCCGGUGGAAUACAGGAGGAUCGGCACGAGGAGCGAUUCCAUCGUGAAGAGAUCCUGCAGACGAGAGCGCCACAGCCCGGAGAGGAUCGUCGAUCUCGUGAAACCCGUUCCGUCUCUCUCUUCCCCGGUCUUCCUCGUCUUUCUUUCGGCCGGUUCUUCCUGGACGUGAUCGGUGAUCGGCUUGUGUUCCUCCAGUGUUUCUUAUUUCCUUACCCACGCCGGGUAAGGUUGCUGCCGCCGCUUCUUCUUCGUCGUCGUCCGUAGUUGUCUUCCUCCUACUCCUCUUCUUAUUCUUCUGCUUCUUCUUCUUCUCUUCUCUUCUCUUCUUCUUCUUGCCGACCGUCGCGAGGAGGUUCGUCUCGAAGAAACUGUGAUACGCGGUGAAGAAAGAGGAGACGCGUGCGGGACUCCGUAUAAAAGUGAAAACUCGUUCCUCCGGUGACGUGGUUCGGGAGCUCCUCCUACUCGGGAGAAUCCGGAGUCCGUUCCCGCGCCCUUUUACUGGAUAUUUCGGACUACGCCAGGAAUUCUUCUCUCUUGGAUCACCAACGGCUGGAUCGGAUCCCCACGGCGGCGGAUCGAGCGUGCAUCGAGGACCCGUGAUGCCACCGCCGAGUCGUCGGAAUCGUUAGAAACGGGCCGAGAAAAAUGGCCUCGAUCUUGGGAGACGGAACGGGCCCCGGAGGCUCGGGACCCUCCCGAUGCCUCUUGCUCCUUCAAAGGUCCCUGGCGAUUCAGCUGACCAGGGGUCCGCCUCCUCAGGUUCUGAACGCCAGCCAACGGGAGAGUCCCAAGGAGCAUCCAGCCGACGAGAUGUGGAUGUACGAUAAAGGUUACAAUUUGUUUCAGAGCUUCUUGGAGGCGAACUCUAAGUGCUGGUGGAACGCAGCCUUGGUGGACGCGACUCGACAACUCAGGUACAAGGGUCACGUGUCACCUGGCGUGCUGAUGGUCGGUGGACCACCCUGUGCCCUCGAGGUCUUGAGGGCAGCCUGGGCUCGAAACGUCCUACGACCGCCAGCCGACCAUGCGAUCACCUGCCUCGGCGACAUCGAGGAUUGCUUGGUCGCCCCGGUGGCUCAGGGGCAAUUCACGCCGCUGCCGGAAGCCCUUUGUUGGGCCAUCCUGGAGUUGACGUCCCAGAGGCAAGCAGCGACUUUGGACACGCUCAGAUCCGCUCUGAGGAACGCGUUCCCAGCCAUGCAGAGACCGAACCGCGAGCUGGUUUACGACGCCCUCGCGAAAUUGAUGCAAGAACGGAAGAUAUAUCACACGUCGCAGGGCUAUUUCGUCGUUACGCCGGAGACCAGGAGGCUCAGGCGCGAUUCCAGCAACUCCAGGAGAUGUUCCAGAGAGGUCAGCGGAUCCAGAGGUCAGGGCAGCAUGCUGAUGUCCAACGACGAAGCCAUGGCCCUGGUGCAUGGCGAAAUGCUCACGCUCAGGGACGGCGAUGUCACGCAUCAAGCUGUGCAGACGAAUCUGGCAGACGUCAUCUGCGGAGGUAAUCCCAAUGAUAAGGUUCUGUUCGCGAGAUGUCGAUCGAUGCCCGGUCGUCUGGAGAGGCGACACUCGCUCCGGCUUUGGGGUUCAGCCAGACGCCUGCACAGAAGUGGAAGUUCGCGGUCCUUGCCACGGAGGCCGGAGAGAAGCGACACUUCGUCGAGCGCGGAGUAUGCGAGCACCGACAGCGCGCCUCAUAGCCCAACCAGUUUCUCCGGAAUUUUUUCAGAGAAAAUAGGUCUGCUCUCCAGGCUGUUCCGACGCAGUACACGAAGAAAGGGUGCACCGUUAAUGGGCACGUUCAGCGCUCAGUAUCCUCCUACCGAGUGGUUUAACCCGCGCGUCGUUCACCUACACAGCGUGGCCACUCAAACGAGAGCAGCCAGCCCUUCGAUGAUGGAGGGCCUGGACCAAUCGCAGGCCAGUUUCCAAGUUUGGGACGACUCAAGCUCCGUGCGAUCCGCCACACUGCCGAGGCGACAUCGACGCCAAGCCAGCGGCGAUUCCUCUAGUUUAUUGGCGAACUCGACGCCCAGGAGUUCCAGACGACAUCGAUCACCGUGCUCGACCCUGCCCCGAUCGAAGUGUUCCAGCCUGAGCAGAUGCACGUCCAGAGCGUCCGUACUGCCGCCCAGCACCAACCAGGAAUCGUAUCAAGGCCGGAAUCAGACGCAAAACGGCAAGAACUCGGCCAACUCGUCGCCCAGCAGAAGCGGCGGUAGCUCCGGCUCCGUUCGAACGACGAACGCCAGCCCCGCGAAAACGGCCACGCUGGGACGAUCCAGUAUGAGACAAUCGAACGCCAGGCGACCGAGUCACGAUUCCACCGGCAGCGUUACGAAAUCGAACGGAUCGCCGCAACACAAGGUUUUGCAAAAGACGUCGUCCGGGCACUCGUCUCACUCCAGCGGCAAAUCGAUCUCCAGCAGCAAGCUGUCGUCGUCGCCGUUAAAAACGUCCACCCUGCCAGUGAAGUCGUCCCCGUUGAAGGUGGUGCAACAAGGAUCCCUGACGCCGUUGCAGGAGGCGCAGAACUCGAUCACGCUGCAGGUGUCCACGAAUUUAACGCCGGUCAGCCCGUCGCAGGAACAGCGCGCGAUUCAGAACAGCGUGACGCUUGCCUCGAACGCCACCAGCACGACCACCAUAUCCGGGUCCCCGGGCACGAAGAUCUACGUGCAGCAGAACAACUCGCCCAUGAGGUCCGUGAUCACAUUCGAGAACGGGACGGUGAAGACCAAAGUGGCUGACAAGGAGCCCGCGGACUGCAAGGAGAAGCAAGACCGGGAGCUGAUCGGCGAGAAGGUGUACAAGUCCCGAAUAGACGAGGAGAAGCUGUACAAGUCGAAGCUCGACGACGAGAAGCUGAACAAGUCGAGCAAGCUAGAGCGCCCGUCCUCGCUCUACGGUUCCAAAGAGUCGAAACCGAGCCAGCAGCAGUCCGAGUCCGACAAGGAGAACAAGCCCAAGGCCGAGGAGGAGCUGCCCAACAAACUGAAGCUGACGAACCGUCUGAACAACAGCCAGGCCCAUCUGAUUGACGGUUCGACGAACAACAUAGACAAGAACUCUUUGGUCAACGAGCAUCCCGCCACCACCUUGUCCAGCAUGAAGAACACCAACGACGCCAUGAACAAUUCACGGAAGCUCAGUCUGUCGCUGUCGAAGGACGCUCUGAGUUACAGGAACCUCCUGCGUCCUGGUUCGAAGAACAACAUCGCCUCGAAUCCCCCGUCGCCCACCAAGUCGUUCGACGGUUUCGGUGGAUCAUUCAACAACGUCUACAUAGAGAAUCUCGAAGCUACGAAACAGCAGAGAGCACCGCAGGGUUCUGAACCGAAUCUCGAGAAGACGGUCAGUCGAGGCGACCUUUACACGUAUCCCAGUCUGAGCGACAUGCAGGUACAGUUCACCAGCCUGGCGGCGCAGAAGAUUCUCAAGGGCUGCCCGAUCAACAGCGUGGACACGUUGGUCGAAGUCAACAUGGCGGCCGCCGAGAAACCGAACAACUGCGACGUCACCGUUCACACCGACUUUGGACUCGUUUAAAGUUUUUCUCGUCGACGUUUCCCGCCCGUUUCGUACAGUGAGAGGUUGAACUUUAGCACGAUGAACUUAUCAGUACCGCUGGGACACGCGUCGAAUAGCAACGGAUGAACGCUGUCCUGCUUAAGCAUAUAGACAGCACUAUGACAGUUACCAAUUAAUAAACAUUCGUUUCGUUCUCACUUACACCGUGCUAUCACCUGUUGCGUCGUGCUUGGCGUCCACUCAAGAAUUUUACGACAGUCGCCAUUCUGAACUCUCUGGCCCAAUGUUUUGAUGAGAUCUUUAAAAUUGGAAGAGGCGUGGUAGAAAAUAUAUUUUAAAAACAUUGAAGCGGUAUCCUAUAUAAGAAAAGAAUUAUGGGCCUGCAUAAUACAGAUUACAAUUUUUGGGCUCGAUAGAAACUUUUUAAGGUAAAACUUUCAAGUGGAUACCUAGCACCAGGGUCGAAAUCGCUUCCGUUCGAAAAGUAUCGAUAAUCGUUCGAGGAUUCUCGAGCACACUGUGCUUCCAUUGAUCAUCUAUAUGCUUACGCGGCCGAACGUUCGAUAGUAUUUUGUAUAAAUAAAGGCAGCCAUUCCACAGAAAGUAUUCGUUAGCUUAUUUCUAGUUGUUUAGAGCACAUUCAAGAAUCCGGUGAAACGCAUUCGAGCAGUGACCAAAUUUUAUUCGCAUGAUGCUUUGACCACGAAGUACUUGUGUAUGCCGCGUCUUCGUUGCAUUCAUCGUUCAAUAGCCAUUUUCGUUCAAACGCAUUGCACGAUUCGUUACGAUAUUUAUACACUGCUCAGAACAAUUAAGGGAUAAGGUUUCUGAACAAUUCGAGAGAGUAAAACAAAUACCACGGACGAUAGAGGUGCGUAGUCUAAUUUACAGGGACUCGUGAAUUUGUCGUUGUAAUAUAGUUUAUUCUUUUCGCGUUUGGACCGUGAUUAUAGCAACAGUGUCGCAAUUUUGAAACAGUGUUCGUUCGUCCGAAAUGUUGCAACUCUUUUCGCGAUUGGUACCGAAAUCAAUUUCUAUUUUACUUUUAAGUAGUCCAAAUCCUUUGUUCGAUAGCCAGGAUUCAGUUAAUUUACAAGUCCCGUUUAAUAUAGGAUAGAAAAUGACAAUACAAUAGAGUACAAAAAAGAUGAAGUUGGAAGAAAUUUUCGUUUCUUGUGAUCGACACUAUGACACUGUGGGAGAAUUAUAACGCGACAGUAGUAUUUCUAAUUGGUUCCUCGUUAUGCCUGAGAUAAAAUAAAUAAAAAGCCACCUAUUUAAAAUCCGAGUUUGAGCGAAGAAAUAUUAUUUGAAAUAAUA